UGUGUUCAGAAGACAGGAAGCAGAUUCAAUCUGUUGGGUAAAGAGCAUGCGGCUUAUUAUCACACUUCAGCUACAAGUGGAAGACAGUUUUCUGACCAUUUUAUAUGUGUGAAUAUAUCAGGAAGUCAUCAUAUUCAACGUCUCAACCAUGAACAAACGAAAGCUGAGUUUCAAAUGGUUUGGGAGCCUCACCAACCUCUCCAGCCGCCGGCCAACAGAGAAGGCCAACAUCAAGGCAGUCCCAGGGCAUGAUGGGAUCCUCGGCAGUGCCAAAUCAGCAGUGGGGGGCCAGUCGGUGGAUGACAUGGAGUCUUGUCUCCACAGCCCCAGCUACGCCCACUCCAGCGAAAUGUACACACACGUGGGCACUGUGCCUCGCAGCCAGAAGCAGAAGAAGAGCUGUAAGGGGAUGAAGGAGAAAGAGAAGAAGAAGAAGAAAGAGGGGGAGGAGGAGGGGGAGGAGGAGGCGGUGAGUGGAGGGCAGAUCCAGUGGAAGGCGGGGGAACAUGUCCGAGACUCCCCUCUGCUCAGUGCCCUGUCCAACCUCAGUUUGACCAGUCUGGACCGGCCUCUGCCUGUUUCUCCACUGGCCCGGCCGCUACCCGCCACCCCAACACCCAGCAGGGCUUCACCAUUGACCUCAGCACCUGAAAGCUUUGUCAGCGAUCCUUCAGUUGACCCCAUUAAGAGCCCAGAGGCUUUUUCAAGGAGCAAAGAUGCUUUAAAAGCUGAUAGACCUAUAAGAGAGCCUUCAAACAUGGCAACUAAUGGCCCCAAAAUGGCUUCAUUGCAGGAUGUGUAUGUGCCGAUGGACCCAAUAGGUGAAGCUGCUCACAGCCACGUGGAUGAACAAAAAGACAGACAGCGAGGUGUCAUAAGUAAACAGGAAACCAAAAAGACUGUAAACGGCUUGCAGGAAGUGCAGAGCGCUGACAGUCUGCAAGACUUGACUGACAGCAGUGGAGAAUAUGUCAAGUUCUCCAAAGACAAAUUCUGGUUGGAGCCGCCGUCUGAGAAACUGAAGAAGCAGCUGGAGGAGGAGCUGAAGCUGAGUGGCACCAACCUGAAGAGCCACGCCUGGUACCACGGACGUAUCCCCUGGGAGGUGUCGGAGAGCCUGGUGGUGAACCACGGCGACUUCCUCAUCAGAGACUCUCAGUCCUCUCAGGGGGAUGUUGUCCUCACCUGCCACUGGGAGCAGAAAACACUUCACUUCCUCAUCAGGAAGACGGUGGUUCAGUCUGGUGAGACGUACACUCGGGUCCAGUACAGCCUGGAAGGGGAGGCCUUUGAAUCUUUACCAGCUCUUGUUCACUUCUACGUGGGCAGUAAGGCGGCCCUGACCCGGUGGAGUGGAGCUCAGAUUCACAGGCCGGUGAACAGGACGUUGCCUCUCAGCUACCUGGAGACGGCCUUCUGCACAGCCGUCAGCCCGCCGUCUUGCUACAGCGGGCUGAAGAACUGCGGCGAGAGUGGAGAGGAGAGUGUCUGUCCGAGAAGUCCUUCCUCUCUCCACCAGAAGGAGGCAGAUGUAAACAGAGAGCAGGACGGCCAGCCUCUGCUGACUGCUGGAGAAUCCUCUCUCUCAACUCCGUACAACAACACUUCACAGUCUAGAAGCCCUAGCAUUAGCCGGGCAGCCAGUGUGGCUCCAUCCCCGUCCCUCUCCAGGUGCUUGGAUUCAUCCCAACCCCUGCCCUCUCCCAACAGCACUCUCCACAGACAGUCUAAUGACAGACCCCAACCUCAUCUUAACCAGGACUCCCAACCCCCUGAUACAGGUGGAAGCUGCUACACAGAGCUGUACCCCUGCCCUCAGAGCUACGUUGAGAGGCUGCAGGCGGAGGAAGGGUCAGUGGGCAUUGAUCCACUGAGGGUGGAGGACGGGAAUGUGUACUUUUCACCGGUGGUGGAGACGGUCUCUUCUUUCAAACCAAGCAGCUACGAGUCGCCUCUGAUGCCCAAGGAGAAUAAGCCUUUGGAGGUGGGCAUCCUGCGGAGGGUGAAGGAACUGCUAGCCGAGGUGGACCCCAGGACAGCGGCCAAACAUAUAACCAAGGCUGACUGCAUGGUGGCCAGAAUUCUGGAGGUGACUCCGGAGGUGCGAAGGAUGAUGGGAGUUAGUUAUGGGAUGGAGCUGCUCACGUUGCCACAUGGCCAACAGUUGAGACUGGACCUGCUGGAGAGGAUCCAAACCAUGGCGACCAUGUUGGCUGUCGAUGUGCUGGGCUGCACAGGGACGACUGAGGAGAGGGCUGGUCUGCUGCAUAAAAUCAUCCAAAUCGCUGCUGAGCUCAAGAGCACCAUGGGCAACAUGUUCGGCUUCGCUGCAGUCAUGAGAGCCUUAGAAUUGCCGCAGGUGUGCCGUUUGGAGCAGACCUGGAUGGCGUUACGGCAGCGACACACAGAGGGCGCUAUUCUCUAUGAGAAAACUCUGAGGCCAUUUAUGAAGAGUCUGAACGACGGGAGAGAAAGCUGUCCACUGUCCAACACCACUUUCCCCCACGUCCUACCCCUCCUGUCUCUGCUGGAGAAGAGCAUGGCGGUGGGUGAGGGCACAGAGCCGUGGGAAACAGUGGAAGUUGGGGUGGACGUGGUCAUGUUCCACCUAGGGGCAGCAAGGACCAUCGCUCAGCUGGGGGGCAUCUACCGCUCCAACGCUGAGAGCAAACUCCAAGGUUUCCAAGAGCAGUCGGAGGUCCUGGAGCUCUUCUUGACUGAUUUCCAGAUGAGGCUGCUGUGGGGGAGCAGGGGAGCCGAGGAGAGCCAGGUUCUGCGAUACGCCAAGUUUGACCAGGUGCUGACAGCCCUGUCCAACAAGCUGGAGCCGCCAGUCCAACCACACUGACACCAGACCUGUUUUUAAUACUUUUGUUUACCCUGGAUGAGCUUUGUCUGUUGGACACUGAGCAGCUCUUCUCAGCAGUUGGGGUUCUGAUGCCUAGCUCAAGUGCAACUGGAAAGUCAUUAAAAAGGGAGAGGACACUGAUGAUGAACACACUUCAUGCAUGUAGCAUGUAGACUCAAGACAUCUGAAUCAGAAUGAAACAGUACACCUUUGUCGGAGCUGGUUGGGAUUCGGAUUUCUGUAAAAAAGCACAUAGAUGAAUGCUAGCUCAAAUUUGUUCUCAUGUUAAAUGAUUAAUUUCUCAUAUCAGUAUUUUCUGUAGUUUUGAUGUUGAGCCCAAAUGAUUGUUGCAGGUUGGUGGGGCACUGAAAGUAUGAGGUAGUACUGCACCCUGGAGGAGAAAAAACACAAACCCAGAGUUGGCAAAAUGUACAGUCUUGUGGCAUCAAAGCUCCUGCUUUGGAGUAAUGUUGUUUUCACACAAACAAUCCUCAACACAGUCUCAUUUACCACUACCUGUAUUCUUAACUGAGUAUCUGUGUGUCAACGGCAGUCAGAAAUCAACUUUAUCCUGCCAACAUUUGUUGUUUAAGUGUCUUACCAGAGGACUUAAUCUGUCCCACAAUGAACCAAAAUGUGAACGUAAGAUAUCAGUGUAAAUAUGGGGUACUUUGCGAGGUUCUGUUGAGGUCUUGUUCCAGGAAGCCUGAGAUUUUAUGAAAAUAGUUAGUGCAAUGAGGCUGUGCCUCAGUUUGUUUGGUUACUGUAUAGAAAUGUUUGUAUGUCAGAAGGCCGGACCUUCAGCAACUCUCUGAACUAUAUGUCAUAUUGUACAACCCCAUAACAGAAUAACUUUGUAUCUACAUUUCCAUAUUUGGUAUUGUGUUUAUGACCAUGUGUUAAUUAUUAGGAUUUUCUACUUUGAAGUGAAUAUUUAAUGAGAUUACAGGUGCUGUAAUCAGUGCUGGGUCAGUUCACUAUCAGUUCAGUACUUUUGUUUAUUUUUUUAAACUUCCUUUUUUGCCUUUUUUUCCUCUUUUUCCUGUUAAAAAUGAAAGCUGUACAGUUGUUCACAUUAUCACACAUACUGUGUCUCUCAUUAUCACUAUGUGACACCACACAAGCACAGCCCACUGACACACACCAUUUGUAUUACCUUACAUAGUAUUAAUGUCUAAUAUUUAUCUGAAAUUUAAAAUGUAAAUAAACAUGUUUACCUCAA
Molecule: messenger RNA, 4070 nt
Organism: Dicentrarchus labrax (European seabass)
Lineage: Eukaryota; Metazoa; Chordata; Actinopteri; Moronidae
Gene: sh2d3cb
Product: SH2 domain containing 3Cb
Exons: 12
Coding region: 149-2848 (899 amino acids)
Biological process (GO): small GTPase-mediated signal transduction; positive regulation of peptidyl-serine phosphorylation
Molecular function (GO): guanyl-nucleotide exchange factor activity; phosphotyrosine residue binding
Source: RefSeq, a predicted model, not a curated record